UCGGGAAUGAACAUGCUGGAAAAGGAGGCGGUCGAGUCUCCGCCCGGCGGGAGCCUGGGGAGGCAGCCCCGGGGCGGGCAGUGGGGCGGGGCUGGGAAAGUUGAGUAUUAGUCGCCGAGGGCUGGGCUCCGCGCAGGAGCGCCGGCCGCGGGGACCGUAGAAGGCUGGGGCGGGCGGGGUAGGUGUGGCUCUGCCUGCGUAACCCGAGCCCCCGUCCCGGUCGCGGUUGCCUCCCGCAGCUGCAGCCUCUCAGCCAUGGGCGCCGUCUGGUCCGCCCUGCUGGUCGGAGGGGGCCUGGCCGGAGCGAUUUUCGUGUGGCUGCUGCGGGACACGGGGACGGAGAGCGACGCGGAGCAGAAGGACGACCCUCUUGGGGACGCUGCGGCUCCGGGAGGCGAUCAGGGUGGCGCCGGGGGACUGAGCCCUGGACCUUCCAGGCGGGAGCUGGUCACCAAACCAGAGCAUCUUCAAGAAAGCAAUGGAUGUUUGGUUUCGGAGACCAAAGGCCAUGGUAACUUGCAGGAUGCAGCAUGGAGACUGCAGAGUCCUUCUGGAAAAGACAGUGAUUGUGACAGUUCAAGAGAGCAUGUUCCUUCUGGACAGUUUCCAGACACAGAAUCUCUAGCUACAUCGGAGACUGGUAACUCUUGGGGUUACUCUGAAGUUUCAAGAAGUGAAAGCCUUGAAUCUCCUAUAGCAGGAUGGGGAUUCCAGAAAGGACAAGAGGCACUUGCUAAAGUAGCUUCCUGUUUUGCAGAAAAGUUGUAUUCUAGCAACCUGGUCAUUGACAGAGCCAAAGAAGUGAGCCUUGCACAGUUGAACAAUCAGGACCGGGCCGACAAUGAGGACUGGGAAACGGUGUCCAGGCACUCAUCUUGGGGAGAUACUGGUUUGGGUGGCAGUCUUGAGGCUCCAGUGUCAAGCCCAAACCAGGGAAUGGACUGUGGCAGAAGCACUAUUAUGGAACCAAGAGGUCAGGAAGUGGAUGUGAGCCGAAAAAAGGUAGUGGCGGUGUCUUCAGGGUCUCAGCGAGUCAGUGUCCGGUUCCAGGUGCAUUAUAUCACAAGCACUGGGACGCAAUUCGUUGCAAUAACCGGAGACCACGAGAGUCUUGGGAGGUGGAAGGCCUACAUCGCACUGCAGCGUAGCAAGGAUGGGUUCUGGUUUCGUUCUGUGCCCCUGCCCGCAGAUACAGUGGUGGAAUGGAAGUUUGUAGUGGUAGACAAUGGGGAGAUUACCCGCUGGGAAGAAUGCAACAAUAGGUUCCUUGACACUGGCCACGAGGAUAAAAUGGUUCAGAAGUGGUGGGGGAUUCACUGAUUCAGUGUUUCAAAGUACCAGAGAGGCUGUUGCAGA
Odobenus rosmarus divergens (Pacific walrus) is the source of this 1356-nucleotide messenger RNA. RefSeq names its product starch binding domain 1 (gene STBD1). NCBI's taxonomy places the organism in Eukaryota, Metazoa, Chordata, Mammalia, Carnivora, Odobenidae. The record is from RefSeq and is a predicted model, not a curated record. Bases 256 to 1320 code for a protein of 354 amino acids. Gene Ontology annotation, cellular component: membrane. The transcript is spliced from 2 exons. Gene Ontology annotation, molecular function: glycogen binding; starch binding.